ACGUUGAACCCCAACUUCCUCCCACUCAGGCGGCCAAGACCUCUCUCUCUCAUACACACACACACGUAUACGUCAUUCAUAUAUAUAAUAUUAUCAUGUGCGUAUGCAUGGGGGCUCUCCUUUCUCCAUAUAUAUAUAUAUGGUCAAAAAAUGCUCUGUUUUUCAUCAAAAGCCAUCUGAUCAUCAUCUUUCUUUUCUUCCUCCCCUACACCCAAAACCAUGAAGGCAACAUCUAUGUCCGUGGCCGAUACAAUCUCAUGGUACUGUGCGAUAGUCUUAUUAGGCUUAAUCUUGCUGGCCUCUGUAAGGGAGAAUUCUUCAGAAGAUGUCCAACCAGUGAGAGGGAGCCAGCUCUUCGACCGGCCCUGCGACGAGAUUUAUGUUGUUGGAGAGGGCGAGACCCUCCACACCAUCAGCGACAAGUGCGACGACCCCUUCAUCGUGGAACGCAACCCUCAUAUCCAGGAUCCCGAUGAUGUCUUUCCUGGACUAGUCAUCAAGAUCACUCCUUCAAAAUCAAGAAAUUAAGUAGCUACUAUUGAGGUAGUUUACGCGAAAUAUUAUUUAGUGUCUUUGUUUUUUUAUUUUUUUCGCCUUCCCGAUACAGGAAUGUAACAUGCAGAGAAGAAGCGGAAACUGUUUGGAACUUUUUAUUUUGCAUUUGGGGUAUACUUUUUUGUUUUUUCCUUUUGUGUGUGUUGUAUAAAGGGUGAUUAAUACAACAGCGUUUUCCAAUAA
Messenger RNA from Juglans regia (Persian walnut), 738 nucleotides. RefSeq lists its product as uncharacterized. The coding region runs from base 220 to 528 and encodes 102 amino acids. The record is from RefSeq and is a predicted model, not a curated record. Lineage: Eukaryota; Viridiplantae; Streptophyta; Magnoliopsida; Fagales; Juglandaceae. The transcript has a single exon.